Molecule: messenger RNA, 1265 nt
Organism: Dermatophagoides farinae (American house dust mite)
Lineage: Eukaryota; Metazoa; Arthropoda; Arachnida; Sarcoptiformes; Pyroglyphidae
Product: phosphoribosyl pyrophosphate synthase-associated protein 2
Biological process (GO): purine nucleotide biosynthetic process; 5-phosphoribose 1-diphosphate biosynthetic process
Cellular component (GO): ribose phosphate diphosphokinase complex; cytoplasm
Molecular function (GO): ribose phosphate diphosphokinase activity; magnesium ion binding; ATP binding
Source: RefSeq, a predicted model, not a curated record
CGAAAUUUUUAUUUCUUUUCUGUUUUUAUUUUAAUAAUAAAAAAAUGUGUAAAAAUCAACACAACAUUUGAUUUUAUUCAUCUUUUGUAGUAGCCAUUUUAUUCAAACAAAAGAACAAAAAUUCUUAAUUAUGGCUGGAAUUAAUGCCGAUAUGGUUAUAUUGACGGGAAAUUCUCAUAAAGAAUUUGCGAAAUUAAUUGCUGAACGUUUAGGCGUGCGAUUAGGUGCAUGUUCAAUUUAUCAUUCAUCUAAUCGUGAAACGGUAGCUGAAAUUGGUGAUUCAGUUCGUGGUCGUGAUGUUUAUAUCGUUCAAACUGGUGCAAAAGAUGUUAAUAAUGUCGUAAUGGAAUCAUUGAUCCUAGCGUAUGCAUGUAAAACAUCAUCAGCUAAAAAUAUCGUCGGUGUUUUCCCUUAUAUGCCAUAUUCGAAACAGUCCAAAAUGCGUAAACGUGGCUGUAUCGCUGCUAAAUUGAUGGCCAAAUUGUUUUGUAAAUCCGGCUUUACACAUAUAAUCACAAUGGAUUUACAUCAAAAAGAGGUCCAAGGUUUCUUCGACAUUCCAGUCGAUAAUCUGCGUGCAUCACCAUUUUUAUUGCAAUAUAUCCAGGAAUCAAUACCGGAUUAUCGUAAUGCAGUUAUCGUGGCCAAAGAUCCUGGUUUGACAAAAAAAGCAACUUCUUAUGCUGAACGUUUACGUCUUGGUAUUGCUGUUAUUCAUGGUGAACAAAAAGUUUCGGAUUCCGAUCAAAUUGAUGGUCGUUCAUCACCACCACCGCAUAAUAAUCUAAGUACAUCGCCAUCAGCAUCAUCAUCAUCGCUUGAAAGUCGUAUUAUUGAUGUUCGAUUGGACAUUAUACCUAGUUUAGCGGAAAAGAACAAACCACCAAUGACCGUUGUUGGUGAUGUUAUGGGACGGAUCGCUAUUAUUGUUGAUGAUCUUAUCGAUGAUGUUGCCGCAUUUGUAGCAGCAGCCGAGGUUCUUAAAGAUCGUGGCGCCUAUAAAAUCUAUGUAUUAGCCACACAUGGUCUAUUGAGCCAGGAUGCACCGCGUUUGAUUGAAGAAUCACCAAUCAACGAAGUUGUCGUUACAAAUACCGUACCGCAUGAAGUUCAAAAAUUACAAUGUGCUAAAAUCAAAACUGUGGAUAUAUCCAUUUUAAUAUCGGAAGCAAUUCGUCGUAUUCAUAAUAAUGAAUCAAUGUCUUAUCUAUUUCGCAAUGUUACUUUGGAAGAUUAACACCAGAUUUUUUUCCAUCUUGAUAUAA